Molecule: messenger RNA, 1959 nt
Organism: Cladocopium goreaui
Lineage: Eukaryota; Dinophyceae; Suessiales; Symbiodiniaceae
Source: the annotation of a GenBank genome assembly
AUGAUUUUUGACCCUGUCGAUGGCUUGAGCAGUGACGAAGCAGGGCCAGAAGGUGAGGCCAAGCCCCCUCCCCAAACGAGGAGAAGGCGAAUUAGACGCAGGAAGGAGCAGAAAGAAGAUGAUAGAAGCUUCCAGAAACUAGUUCAAGAUCCAAAUGUGCCUUCCACCAAGCUUUCCAAGCCUUGCGGCUGCAAACAGAAGACUUGCGCCAAUCAGUUUUUGGCUGAGCCAAAGUUCCAGGAGUAUCGAGACUAUCUGGCCCAUUGGCUGAGCUUAGCUAAGCUGGACCAAGACCAGAUUGCAUUUGAUCUUAUGAAAGAGCUGGUGAUUCGCUCCGGGGAUGACUUCUUGACUUGUUGGACUUUGUUGGGCCUCCAGACUUGUCGCCGGACUUGGCAGACACUUCACUGCAUGGGAUCACGGCGAUUUGAGAAACUGUGGCGAGCAGCUCGUGAUCGCCGGGAUGCGCCACCGGUGGAUUUGAGAUAUCUUUCUCAGCCCCAUGCGAGGAUAGGGACCGACAGUUCCCAAGUUCGAUCUGACAUUUGCUCCUUUCUGGAAUUGAUUUACGAGUCGGUUGCGGAGACCUUGCCAGAUUUCAGAGAUGAGCUGGGGGGCUCAACCGGGGUGUCUAUCAACUUGGAAGAUCCUUAUGCUGUAGAAUUGGAAUCCAAUACCAAGAAGCGUAGUGCAGAGGAGUUGCUGGAGACUGUGGAUUUGAGACCGAAGGCUAAACCACGGAAAUACAAAGGGCAAGUUCAGAUCAAUUUGAGCCGAACAUCAUCCACUAUCGAAGAGCGGUGGCUCCCUCCAGGAUCCAUGAAGGAGUACCACGAGCAGUACCGAAUGCAUUCUGCUUUGGAGAAGCCUGGAAGCUUCCCUACCUUUUGGCGUGUUUGGCUUAGCGAUUUUGGCUUCAUGCAGAUCAGAGGAACGAGUCAGCAUGCACAAUGCGGGACAUGUGUCAGACACCGACAUCUCAUCAAGAGUCUCGGCCGGCAUUUGCUGGCCCGGUCCCAGCAGCAGACUUUCUAUUGGCAACAUCUUCGUGAACAGUAUCUGGAUCGUUUGGAGUACUAUAGAUUGAGAUCUCUAUCCAGGCAACGAGAUGGUCGCUUUAUAUGCAUCAUCCAAGAUGGAAUGGACCAAGGAAAGGUGUCGCUACCUCGCAGUCCAUGGUUGCAGUCAAAGGAGUUCGCGCAGUUCAAGAUCCACCGGCCGAAGUUGCACGUUUCUUUAACCCUGGUUCAUGGCUACUUCACACUGUGGACGAUUUCUCACCCAGACACCAUGAAGGACAGCAAUGCAAGUAUUGAAACGAUGUGCCAUGCCCUCCAUCUCCUUGAGUCCGAACAUGGAGUGUGUCUGCGUGGAUGCUCUUUGAGCAUCCACGCAGAUAACACAUGCAGAGAGGUCAAAAAUAACCCUUUCAUGAGAUGGGCUGCCUUGCAGACUUCAUGCAGCAACCUCAAGAGUGUGAGUGUCCGGUUCCUCAGAUCCGGGCACUCACAUGAGGAUGUGGAUCAAGCUUUUGGGCGCCUAGCUCGCCACCUAUCCAGGUUGAAAGUCGCCCAAGAGCCUGAUGAUUUUUUGGAUUCGAUCAAGCAGUUCGCAUCAGGGAUGGGUCGACCUCAUGAGGCCCACAGCUAUGUGACCAUCAUGGCGCAAACUCGAGAUUGGAAAGGGUUCCAUGCUGGUGCAGUUCCAUUUCAUGUGGCCGGCAUCGGUGGGCCUGGGGCACCGCAUGAGUUUACGUUCAACCGCAGAUCUGAUGAAGAUCUUCAGGGCCAUGCCGUUGACAGCAGUUCUUGGGGGUGGCCAGAGCAUCCAGGGGAUGUGAUUUUGAGGAUUGCAUGGCAACAUGGUUGGAUCAAAAGCACCAUCAUCAUUAUCAGCAUGAUUAUCAGAACAGUCCUUUACAAGAGAACUGAUGUCAGAGUUCAUUUUUGGGUUGGCUAA